Molecule: messenger RNA, 4287 nt
Organism: Prorocentrum cordatum
Lineage: Eukaryota; Dinophyceae; Prorocentrales; Prorocentraceae
Source: the annotation of a GenBank genome assembly
AUGCGGUUGGGCGAGUGGCUGGCUGGCGGCGACGAAUUGCCCCCGCCAGGCGCCUGCCAGGAGGAGGCGGCGGGCAGCCUCGCGCCGCUCCGGGCCGAGGCCGCGGCCGCGGCGGCCGCGCCCGCCGUGCCGGGCGGCUGGCUCGUGGGGGACUUGGCGGAGGUCGACGGCCCUCCGGUGGAGUACAAGCCCUACCUGGUGUGCCUGGUCGAGGGCGGCGAGGCGGUGGUGCGCGGCGAAGCGGGCCCCUUCGUUCGGGUGCCGCUGGCCGCGCUGCAGGCCUUCCGCUCCAGCAAUUCCGCAGCCCCGGUGCUGAUCUCAUGGCACUUCCGAGAGCUCAAGCACUUCAUCGAGCUUUCAGACAAGGAGGCGCUCCGGAACUGCGCGGACAUGCAGCGCCUGGUCGACAGUUCCUCGCGCGCGUACAUGGCGUUCCACUCCGCCUACCAGGGCGGCGGCGGGAUCCCCGAGACGGGCGGUGGAGUUGCGUUCCUCAUGCCCUACGACAGAGCUGAGCUCGCACUUCCUGCUGACCAGCACCCGCUGCGUGAAUUCACUUCGAUUGUCCCAAAGCGCAUCGCCGAGCUCCGCGUUCUUGACGCUGAACGCUUUCGCGAGCACUACAAGUUCAAUUUCGAGCGCUUCACUGCCAUGAUCGACUUCUCAGAUUUUGAUCCCAUCGGCAAAUGGCGCGCAACGAAGCGCAUCGUGAUGCUGGCGGCGCGCAAGCGCACUGCGGCUUGGGCGGAGAGAUGGAUCCCGCCAAUCUUCAUGUGCGCUGGCUACCACAACUACAAUGACUGGAUGGAGUGGUGCGUCCCGUACGUGACAGCAGUUCUGCGCAGACCUCAAUUCAGCGCCAACUUCCGCGUUGACGACUACACCGGCAACCUGGGCGCCCGCCGUGACAUGGCGGUGGGCAUUUGCGAGUUUGCGUGGCAGCGUUCGGUCCUCGCUGCGGGGCGGCUUGUCCAUCGUGGUCAUCUUGCUCGAUCCCCGCCUUCGCUGCUGCGGCCGACCCUCGAGGAAUUGGCGGGCGCCUGGGCCGCAAGCCACCGCGUGCACGUGCGUCUCAUCAAGCUCUCCUGCCCGCACGGGUGCUCACAGAAAGAGAGCGCCCACAACGUCGACGACAUCAGCCACUGCAUGAAGUCCGAGGAUGUGGUCACACCUGUGCUUGCCGAGGGGCCAGCGGGCUCCAUCCUGACGCGCGUGGCGUUCAACGGCAAGAAGGCCGGAGACUACCACAUCGACCACGCGAUCGCGCGUCCCGCGGUUGCUCUCAAGACCUACAACUACAUGCGGGCGCAGUGCGAGAUCAUCGGGCUGCCGAACACGAUCUACCACUGCACGGGGAUCCACCCCUAUGAUGAGGACCACCCGAACUCCGCCAUCGAUUUCAGGGUGCCCCUCCUUCAGACGGACUCCUACAAGAACGCAGCGGCCGUCGCCGCCUCCUCGCCGUGCCCUGAGGUGGUGCGUACGUACAGGUGGUCGCAGUUCUGGGGCAAGGAUCGGGAAUGCGUGGAUCAGUGGUGGUCGCAGUUCUGGGGCAAGGAAGAGGUCACGGAGUUCGAUGAGGCCCAUUUCAAGUGCGAGGGGAAGUUCCAGCAGAACUCCUCCCAGGGCCACAAGGAGUACCAGGACCGGCUCCGCGCCAUCCACCUCCGGGCGCAGGGGAUACCGAAGGCGGACAUCGCCAGGUCCCUGGGGAGAUCGGAGAAAUUUGUGGCGAAGUGGUGGCAGAAGGAGCAGCAAGAAGUGCCGAGGCCAUGGGGCGUUCACGAGUACCUGACCAAGGAUAUGGGCGCCAAGCAGUCGGGCGUCGGUGCCACCAGCAGCGCCCAGCUUCUCGACCAGUCUGCGUCGGACACCGCGACCUGGUGGCGAGACGUGGAGGCCACCAACGCCCGCACUCGCGACUUCGCCACCGGCGCUUUCCACCUCAAAUACGACCAACGUGGCAAUAUCAAGUGGGAGGGCCACCAGGCCGGGCGGUACAAGCAGGGAAUGUCGGCUGGGAUGGACAAGUGUCUGCAGAAGCUCUUCGCGGAGUACGGCAUCGCCGAUCGCACGUCGGGGGUGCUGACAAAUUGGUACCCAGACGGGAAGGGCUACCUUGUCCCCGUUUGCGGGGCCCUGAGCCAUCGCCACGAUUGCUGGACGGCGCUGUUCAGCUUCGGCUGCGAGCGCAUCCUGACCAUCGACAACACCCCGCUGCUGAUGCAGGACGGCGACCUCGUCAUCUUUGGCACACAGCGGCACGGCGUACCGGUGAUGCCAGAAAUCGAGGAAGGCCGCAUCACCUUCGUGAUAUUCUUCUACCCCGACAGCAUGCAGAAGCAGGGCAUGUGGCAGACGAUCACGGACCCAGACACCAUGGCGCCGUCGCGACCGCUGCAGCGCAUGAUCGCCGAGGGGGACCUCGGCGCUGCGGCCGAGCAGCAGGUGGUGGUGGCGUCUGGCAAGGUCCAGGCCCUCCAGGAGCUGGGCUUCUCCAGCGCGGACGCCGAGGCCGCGCUUCGCGUGAGCGGCCUCGACGUUGAGCGGGCCGCCGCGGCGCUGCUGCUGUCGAGCGCCGCCGCGGGCGAUGCCUGGCUCGGGCCCGCCACGGACGCGGCGGGGGAGGCCAACCGGGCUGAUCCCGACUGCCUCGACUCCGAGGCGCGCGGCCUGCCGCCCGCGCGCGAGGAGCAGCUGCCGACGCGGCUUGGCCGGUUCCGCAACAGGCACCCCGUGGCGCAGCCUGGCGGGGUGCCCGCGGGGACGAGCUGCAGCAGCUCCGCGAGCUGCUCGGCGCCCUCGGGCGAGUCCUCCACGGCCGCGCCGUCGUCGGCUGCGUCCUCCCACGAGUGCGGCAGCUCCGUGGGCUGCUCCGACGAGGCCCUGGCGGUGCGGCUGCAGUCGGAGGGCCCUGGCGGCGGCCCCGCCGCGGGCGAGAUGUCCGACGCCGAGGUCGUGGCGCUCGCGCUGCAGCUGGACGAGAUGGAGGCGGCGCGCGCCGCGGACCCGGCGCUGCUCGCGGCGCAGUUCGGCGAAUACGACGCCGCGCUCACGCAGGAGGACGCCGAGAGGUGGAAUGGCCAUGGUGACCUCAUGCACUCCCCCUUCUCCCGCGAGCACCUGGAGCUCGACAGGAUGGAGCCCGCCACGCUCUACUCGGUUGGCCAUGGCGACAUGCCCGAGAGGGACUUCUGGGAGAUGCUCCAGUGCCACUCCGUCCGCGUGCUCUACGACACCCGGCAGACGGACAGCAGAGGGGAGCUGUACUCCCGCCACCAGCGCUUCUCCGUCGCCAGCCUGCGCGCGCAGUGCCGCGCACGGGGCAUCUUCUUCAAGUCCAUGCCCAUCGGCAGGGAGUCGGCGUAUGUCGAACUGCCUUGUGCGCGUGAGGGCCGCCACACCCUCGUCGAGCUGGCGUGGCAGGGCAGGCGCAAGCGUACCGCCUUCCUCGGCCGCGAGGAGCUCUGGCGCGACGACGCCCGCCAGGUGACCGCCGAAGAGCUCGCCAGGGCCGGGCACCGCGUCGAGCACGUGCGCUCGGACGGCUCGACGGAGCGCCACGAGCCUGGCGUCCAGUACCCGGACUGGCUGGUGCGGGAGGCCGACCGCCUGCGGCUGCUGGAGAAGAAGAGGCAGGCGGGCGAAUUGGCCCGGCCGCAGAAGUCCAGGACCGACCGCAGCGCCGAGGUCAUCGCCUCGCAGCUGGCCCGGCCAGCGGAGGAGGUCGACGCCAUGCGGGAGAUGCAGGGUGCGGCCAACCAGAAGGAACUGGUCGUGGCCCAGCGCCGGCUCGCGCGCUUCCAGCGCGUCGCCGAGGAGAAGGGGGCCCUGGCCGCGAAGGUGGUCAAGAACGUCCCGCAGUGGAUCCAGGAGGACGCGCGCAAGCAGGCAGAGUGGGUCGCGGCCAAGAAGCUCGAGAAGAAGGCGCAGGACGGUUGCCCACCCGGCGCCGAGGCCGCCCUGGGCAGCCAGCCCAGCGCCGCCCGUGCCGAGGCGGAGGACGUCGACGUGGCCCAGCUAGAGCGGGUGGCGGGCGCCGCGCUCCACCGCGCCCUGCUGGAGGCGGCGGAGCUGGAGGAGGCCACCCUCGAGGAGACGGCGGGCCUCGGGCCCGCGGCGGGCGACGAGGCCGCGGCGGGCGGCGAGGGCGCGGCGGCGGCGGAGGGGCCGCUGGAGGGGAUCGAGGAGGGGACACGCGCGGAGGCCAGGGGGCCCGAGGCCGCGGAGGCGGCACCCGGGCGAGGCACCUGGAGGGGCCGCAGGAGGGCGGGGCAGGGCGGCUGA